ACAGUAGGCAUCGGUACCAAAAAUGCUGUAAAAGCAGAUCGAUGCAAAGCAGCUUUGAUGGGGAGAAAGCAUCAGCAGAGGGAUUUCAUCUGUGGCUGGGGUGCAGGUUGCAUUGAAACUACUGUUCUCUAUCCGCAAAGCAAGUUAAUUUUUCGACAACAGUUACGUGGCUUAGCAGCUAAAGAAGCGCUUCUUCAAUUGAAAAAUGAGGGUCUUGUACAUCUGUAUCGAGGGCUUUUGCCGCCCUUGCUUAUGCGGUCUGCAUCUCGCGCACUGAUGUUUGGCAUGUAUGAGAAGUGGAAAAAUGUAUUGUGUUGCCCCGAGUCGCCUCCUCAUUCGUCUUUUACACUUUGUCACGCGGAAGCCGCUUUUUUAGCUGGCUCUUGCGAAGCUUUCCUUUGUCCACUGGAAAGGACUCAAGUUAUACUGCAGUGCCCAGAAUAUCACAAUCGUUACCGAAAUACUGCUCAUGCUUUCCGUUCCUUAGCUGGUAUGGGAGUUCGAGAACUGUAUCGUGCUUGUUCCGUCAUUAUAGUACGUAAUGGCUUAAGCAAUAGUUUAUUUUUCACUCUUCGAGAACCACUUUGGAGAAAAAUUCUUCGUGUAGAUGAAUACGGUUUUACCUCAGGAAGGCUUAGUGAUAGGUUCGUUUAUAAACAUCUUUGUCACAUACUUCUUUACUUAGACAUCUUUUUUUUAAGGCUACCUCCGUCUUUCAUAAACUUUGGUGCCAAUUUUUGUUCUGGUGCACUGUUGGGAGCAAGCAUUUCAACUUUAUUUUUUCCUGUUAAUGUCGUAAAAAAUCGAAUGCAGAGUACAGUGCAAACAAAGUUUCAAUCUGGUUUUAAAGUACUGUUUAUUGUUAUUAAAGAACGUGGCGGGUUUAGCGGGCUUUAUCGUGGCGUAGGCUUAAAUUUUACACGAUCUCUUCUGGCAUGGGGUAUCACAAACUCGGCUUAUGAGUUUUUGCGAGAGAGAUUUUUCUGGUAA
Molecule: messenger RNA, 990 nt
Organism: Enterobius vermicularis (human pinworm)
Lineage: Eukaryota; Metazoa; Nematoda; Chromadorea; Rhabditida; Oxyuridae
Source: the annotation of a GenBank genome assembly